GUUGGGCCUCAGUUUGCUGGAGGGGGCGGAGCAGCCGGUCAGAAGCGAGCCCGCCGAGUCCCUCCCCGCAGCACAGCGGAUCGUCCCUGGCCGCCGCGGUCUGCCCAGAGCGAUGCCGCUGCCCGACACCAUGUUCUGCGCGCAGCAGAUCCACAUCCCCCCGGAGCUGCCGGACAUCCUCAAGCAGUUCACCAAGGCUGCCAUCCGUACGCAGCCGGCGGACGUGCUGCAGUGGUCGGCGGGGUAUUUUUCAGCCCUGUCCAGAGGGGACCCACUUCCUGUAAAGGACAGAAUUGAAAUGCCUGUGGCCACACAGAAGACUGACACAGGCCUGACCCAGGGCCUCCUGAAAGUCCUGCACAAGCAGUGUAGCCACAAACAAUAUGUGGACUUACCAGAUCUUGAGAAGAAGUGGAAAAAUUUGUGCCUGCCGGUAGAAAAGUUCAGAGCGAUCCUGGAUCUGGACCCGUGUGAAGACAAAAUAGAGUGGAUCAAAUUCUUAGCACUCGGAUGCAGCUCCCUGGGCGGGACCCUGAACACGGCCAUGAAGAACGUGUGUGAGAUCCUCACCUCGGACCCGGAGGGCGGGCCUGCUCGCAUUCCCUUUGAGACGUUUGCCUACGUUUACCAGUACUUGUCUGCACUGGACCCGGAGCUCCCGGCCUCGGAGACCGAGAACUAUCUCGCCAAUUUAAGAGAGAGGUCAGAAUCUAGAAAGAAUGGCAUGAUAGGACUGUCGGACUUCUUCGUUGGAAAAAAGUCAAUAUAGGAAGCCUUGAAGAGACAGCUCUGAAGAGCAGAGCAUUAAUACAGAGAGGAACACGUUUAAUGUUGAAGCAAUGCUUAUGAAAAACCUUGGCGCCAAAUACAGCUUGUC
Messenger RNA from Apodemus sylvaticus (European woodmouse), 877 nucleotides. It is a transcript of the gene Ropn1l, whose product is annotated as rhophilin associated tail protein 1 like. The record is from RefSeq and is a predicted model, not a curated record. Lineage: Eukaryota; Metazoa; Chordata; Mammalia; Rodentia; Muridae. The transcript is spliced from 5 exons. Bases 113 to 769 code for a protein of 218 amino acids.